This is a messenger RNA of Hippocampus comes (tiger tail seahorse), 2574 nucleotides long. It is a transcript of the gene bcas3, whose product is annotated as BCAS3 microtubule associated cell migration factor. The coding region runs from base 16 to 2469 and encodes 817 amino acids. Gene Ontology annotation, biological process: autophagy; response to starvation. The transcript is spliced from 18 exons. The record is from RefSeq and is a predicted model, not a curated record. Gene Ontology annotation, molecular function: protein binding. Gene Ontology annotation, cellular component: cytoplasm. Lineage: Eukaryota; Metazoa; Chordata; Actinopteri; Syngnathiformes; Syngnathidae.
UGACAUGUACUUUUGAUGUGUACUUGUGUGGCAAACAAAUUCUAUUCAUCUUCUCUUUCAGGUCCUCUGAAGAUGGACGUUUUUUCUGACAAGAGACCUUUGCUCGGAGUUUGCAAGAGCACAGGAUCCUCAGGAACCAGCCCUCCUUACUGUUGUGCUGACCUGUAUUCACUCAGGACAGGGGAACUAGUCAAAUCAAUUCAGUUCAAGACCCAGAUUUAUGAUCUUCACUGUAACGAGCAUAUUUUUGCCAUCAGCCUGCAAGAGAAGAUUGCUGCGUUUGACAGCUGCAACUUAACCAAGAAGUUUUUUGUUACAAGUUGCUACCCAUGUCCUGGACCAAAUCUCAAUCCAGUCGCACUGGGAAAUCGCUGGCUAGCUUAUGCUGAGAACAAGUUAAUCAGAUGUCACCAGUCUCGAGGAGGAGCUUGUGAUGAUAAUGCACAAUCUUAUACGGCAACAGUGAUCAAUGCUGCUAAGACUCUGAAGACCGGUCUCAGCAUGGUUGGGAAGGUUGUGACCCAGUUGACUGGUAGUCUGCCAGCAUGUACUUCAGAGGAAGAAGGGUCCCCUCACAACUUGAGUCGUCGUAGCCUCCAUAACGCUGGUGUGGUCACAGUCAUUGACAGUGAUAAAGUUGGCGAGGGACAGGUCCUGGUGAGCGAGGACUCAGAAAGCGAAGGAUUGGUGGCUCAUUUUCCAGCUCAUGACAAACCCAUAUCCUGUAUGCAGUUCAAUCCCAGUGGAAUGCUGCUCUUGACUGCUGACACGCUUGGUCAUGAUUUUCACGUCUUCCAGAUCCUCACCCACCCAUGGGCAUCUUCACAGAGUGCUGUUCACCAUCUAUAUACAUUACACCGUGGAGAGACUGAAGCAAGGGUCCAGGACAUGUGUUUCAGCCAGGACAGUCGUUGGGUGGCAAUCAGCACCCUUCGUGGUACUACCCACGUAUUUCCAAUCAACCCCUAUGGUGGUGCUCCCUGUUCCCGGACGCAUAUGUCUCCAAGGGUUGUCAACCGGAUGUCACGCUUCCAGAAGAGUGCUGGCUUGGAGGAAAUUGAGCAGGAGCUGAACAGAAUGUCGACAUGCGGAGGUUUAGGCGGAGGCAGUAUUGGAGGCGGUGCGUCUGUCCUCGGCGGAGCAGGAGUCAUUGGGGGCCGCUGUAGCCCAAUACCUGGUCUUUCCAGUAGCCCAUCAGGGUCUCCGCAUCACGCCAAGCUAAGCAGCCAAGAAUUGUACAACAACUUCACCAAUAACAACAUGGCAAAUCCACGAUUGUCUCCUUUGCCUAACCUCAUCGUUGUCCUACCUCUGGCUCAGAUCAAACAACCCAUGUCCCUCGGCACUAUCACUAAACGAACUGGCAAAAGUAAGCCACCCCCUCAGAUGUCCCCAAGCAAGUCCAGUGGAGGGGAGUUCUGUAUUGCUGCCAUCUUCGCCUCUUCCCGAUCAUGGUUCAUCACAAACCCCAACAUCAAAAGAGAAAAAGAUCAGUCAAGGCAAAGCAUUGUCGACUCACUGUACAUCAUCAGCUGCUAUGGUAACUUGGUAGAGCAUGUUCUGGAACCUCGGCCAAUAAGCACUGCUCAAAAGAUAAGCGAUGACACUGCUUUGGAACUUUGUACUUCCCCGAGGGCAUGCUGGACUUUAGCAAGAACCCUACAGUGGAAUGAGCUGCAGCCACCCUUCAACUCCAACCAUCCAUUAGUUUUGGCCUGCAGUAAAGUGCAAUACUUUCAGUCCCUUUUGGCAGGGAUGUACCCAGGGAGCCAAAGCAAGCAUCAUGAGUCAUCAGACAGCCUUUCAUCUGAUCACAUUGGGCAGGAUGAUGAGGAGUGGCUCUCUCAGGUGGAGAUUGUGACACAUACAGGUCCGCAUCGUCGGCUGUGGAUGGGACCCCAAUUUCAGUUUAAGACCAUUCAUCCCUCAGGCCAGACUACAGUCAUCUCAUCUUCCUCCUCAGUACUUCAGUCUCAGGGUCCAUCUGAUGCACAGCAGCCCCUCCUGGACUUUGACACAGAUGACCUGGACCUACAUAGCCUGAGGAUGCAGCCAUUGCGUUCGGAUCCAGUCAGCAUGCCUGGGUCAUCAAGGCUGUUAGCUGAUCAUCAAGGACAAGCUAACAGUAUGGAUGCAGGUCCAGAUACUUUUGAUGGGCGUGACGUGACCCUUCUGGAGGUAUGUGGAAGCUGGCCUGAGAGCUUUGGUGUGCCGCGGCACAAUAUCACAUUCACAGAUGCAAGCGAAGAAAGCCUCAGAGAGCGAUUGGCAGAUGCUAUGUCUGAGUUUCCUUCUCGAGAUGUCGAAGGGUCUGCUACAGAACUGCAGAGAGAGGGCAGCAUCGAGACACUCAGCAACAGCUCAGGCUCAACCAGUGGCAGCAUCCCGCGAAACUUUGAAGGUUAUCGUUCCACUCUGCCCACCAAUGAGAACCAGCCACUGAGCCUCUUCUCCAGCAACUUCCCUUAGAGUCUUACCUCAUCUUCAUUGGCUUUCAUUUUCACUGCCGAACACGCAAUUUCACAUAACCAAUAGGCAACUAAGUGGUAAGAAUAAAUAUCACCAUGAGCAAUA